AUGCCGAAACAGAGGCUUGUCGUUGCCGUCGACUUUGGCAUGACCUUUACAGGAGUAGCGUGGUCAUGCGAAGAAGAUCAGCCGCCCCAGCCAUUGUAUCAAGACUGGCCGGGAUCAGCCCCGUCGGAGGUGCAUCAAAAGGUGCCCACCCUUCUCGUAUACGAAUCAAGCAAGCAAGGUCGAGGGCGGCCUGGGUCAUCCAGAGGUCAGAAACUCUCGUCCUGGGGCUUACUCGCCCUGGACGACGAGGAACGCUACGCUCCCGACAAGUCCAUCCGAGAGUUCUUCAAGCUUUUUCUGGACGAAAAAGUUCUCCGAGCCCAGUCUCCUGAAUAUGUCAGCGACACGAGUCACAAAGAUGUCCAGCACUGGUUCCAGGACUACCUGAGCAAGAUAUACGAACACAUCAAGUCGAGGUUCACAGAUACGAGACCCGAGCUAUGGCAGGGCCCCGUCCGGUUCGUGUUCAGCGUGCCCACGACUUGGAGCCCUGAGGUGGUGGAAUGCUUCAAGAGGAUCAUCAAGAAGGCCGGCUUUGCCGAUGGCAGCAUGCGCGGUCAUAGUGCCGAGGUGACCUUGACGGAGGCCCAGGCAGCAGCAGUCGGGACGGCACACGAAAGAAAAUCGACUCUCAAGAAAGGCCAGAUCAUCCUCGUUGUCGACGCUGGCGGCGGCACCACAGACAUCGCGCUGCUGGAAGUCGCGUCCGAUGAAAACGAACCCCUGCGGCUUGAGCAGCUGGACCGCGUGGACGGGGUGGCGGCCGGGUCGACGCUGAUCGACCAGGACUUUGAGGACUACGCGGUGCAGAAACUCGAAAUCAUAAACAGAGACCACCCGGGAAAGAUCCCCGACGUCCGAACAGCCGCGAAGAGGAUGGCAGCCAGUCGCAAGUUUCAGACGAACAAAUGCAGCCUCUCUACGAGCAGCAAGAGGCUGAACGUCCCAUUCAAAAUCCCCGUCGAUGACCUGGCACGCAACUUCUCGCACGGGCCCGCCGACGUGGAGAGACAAGGCCUCAAAUACGACCCCGUAAGCAUGGCCGCCCUGUUUGACGCUCGCCUCGACAAGAUCUAUCAGACUCUGGACCGGCAAUUCCGGAGCAUGGAACAACUCCAGCGCACCAAGGGCCGGUCAGUGAAACACAUCGUCCUCUCGGGCGGGCUGGGCAGCUCGUCGUACGUCAAGGAGAAGCUCGAGGAGCGGUAUUGCAACAAGUCGCGUCCGUGCCUGCGAGGCAUGACCAUUCUCAAAGCCACCGACCCGCAACAGGUGGUGGCUCGCGGGCUCGUGGCCAACGAGAUGCCCUGCACCGUGUCCAAGAAUGAACCCCCGUCGUCGUCGUUGACGACGAAAGUGCUCCAGAACUGGAUCAGCCGCCGCAGCUACGGCAUCGUGGGCAUGAAGGUCUUCGACCCCAACGAGCACCUCCUCCAAGACAAGGUGGGCCAGAAGGACGAGAUCAGCCAACUGACGGGCAAGACGUGGGCGCGCAACCAGAUCACCUGGGUGAUCAAGAGCGGCCAGAAACUGACGACGACCGACUGCAUCAAGAUCCCCGGCGUGCAUUUCAUCGACCCGGACACGACGCCGGACGAGGAGGAACAGUGGCUCUCCCGCAUGGUCGCCUCGGACCUGGACCCGGCCAAGCUGCCGCACAGCACGUCGCAGCCGGGAUGCGAGCCCUUCUGCGUCAUCGAGUCCGACAUGCGCCGGUACGUCGACCAGUUCGACAGGAAGAAGAAGGGCUGGUUCGAGAAAGGGAAGACCCAUCUCGUGGCCAAGUACGAGAUCCGCGUCAAGAUCGACCCUGCCGACGUCAAGUUCGAGUUGUGGUACAAGGACCAGAAACUGUCGGAACAGAGAGACCUUCGAGUCGCUUGGGGGGAUGGUAGUUCCUUGGACGUAUUCCACUGA
Molecule: messenger RNA, 1917 nt
Organism: Cladophialophora carrionii CBS 160.54
Lineage: Eukaryota; Fungi; Ascomycota; Eurotiomycetes; Chaetothyriales; Herpotrichiellaceae
Exons: 2
Coding region: 1-1917 (638 amino acids)
Source: RefSeq, a predicted model, not a curated record